UAUGCUAUAUACUGUCAGAGUUAAGAUCCAGAUGCAAGUGAAGGGAAGUGGGCUCGUCCUUUUUAAUUGUAGUGUUAUAAGUGCCCCAAGCAGUAGUGCACUGCACUCGAAGUGCAGCAGAUCAUGGCUCAAGCCUCAGGAAAAUCAUAAUACAAGUCAGUCUGAUGUUGCUGAAGGUGGAUCUAUUUUCAUACAUAUACUGGACAGCAAGCACUGGGCACAGGUCGAAGAAAAGAAGAUCUUACUUGCCCAGCUGAUUUCCAUGUACUUGAAAAUGUUGACAGACAUUUCCAAGACCAGAACUGCAAAACACAUCAGGGAUAUAGUAGGUGCUCUGGAAGACUAUGAGAUAAAAUUCAGUGAAAGCCUGAAGAAAGCAAAUGAUCUAAUGGAGUUGGUGAAGCUUCCGAUGAAUGAUGUGAAAAUCCAGCGCAAGGCAGUAAAAGAACUUUAUCAUGUUUUGCUGGAGGUCCACAAGGAAGAGAACAAAGAAAGAAGGAAGAGAAGCAGAAGACACAACCCCCAAGUACAGAAUCGAUGCAAACCCAAUCUCAGUGGCUAGCACUGUUUUUCCACUGAUAGUUCCUUUUAAUAUAUCUAUAUAUAUAUAUUUAUUGAUAUUUAUCAGUUUAAAAUAAUUAUUUAUGAGUCAAUCUUGUAGAAUCAACUGAUUUAAAAUAUUUAUAGUUCUCAAUGUUAUCUGAGAAAGUAAUAUUAUUGAAUUGCUAUUUAUCUUCUGAUGAUUGCUAACUGAAUCACCUCAAAUUUGUCAAGAUGUUACCCGUUACUUUCUAUAUUUAAUUAAAACAAAUGCUGUACUAUUUUCAUAAUUCUGGUGAUUUUUUUACAGUUAAAAAUAAUAAGAUUAUUGCCAAAUAUUUAUUGUGUUACCUUGUGAAUAGGGCAUACUGUUUAGGAAAUCCCCCAAGCAAGUUUUUAUACAUGAUAUUGGAAUUUUGCUCCAUUUAUGUAAGUUUCAUCCCAGCCUCGUAUGUGCUGCAAUGCAUACAUGGAGCUCCUAUCUGUACAGGCUUCCACAUUCACUGCGAAGAGAGAGCCAGCACACUAUACAUUCAUCUUCAUUCCUCAUUUGAGUAAAGUGAAAAGGAAGCCUUUGUAGGUGGAGUAGGUUGCUUGCACUCUGGAAAGAUAAGGAAUCAUAUGACUGGGAUAGAUUAAUAAGCAUAUAUAACAAAAUCAUACGAUGGUUACGGCAAUGGAAAACAUUUUCUGCUGGAAACCAGCAUAUAUGUGUCCCAAUAAACAUGAUGAUCUUGGUAUUAAACAACUACUAUUUGGGUAGCAUGAAGGCAUUGUAUGAGAAGUGAAACAUGUUGCACUAAAAGAACACUGCAAACCACUCCCUUGAAUGGAAUAGAAUUUCCCUGAUGUACUAUUUAAAUAAAGUCUGUGUUUGAAUUAAAA
Hemicordylus capensis (graceful crag lizard) is the source of this 1425-nucleotide messenger RNA. It is a transcript of the gene IFNG, whose product is annotated as interferon gamma. Gene Ontology annotation, molecular function: type II interferon receptor binding. NCBI's taxonomy places the organism in Eukaryota, Metazoa, Chordata, Lepidosauria, Squamata, Cordylidae. The transcript is spliced from 4 exons. Gene Ontology annotation, biological process: immune response. Gene Ontology annotation, cellular component: extracellular region. The record is from RefSeq and is a predicted model, not a curated record. The coding region runs from base 2 to 562 and encodes 186 amino acids.